Molecule: messenger RNA, 2490 nt
Organism: Linepithema humile (Argentine ant)
Lineage: Eukaryota; Metazoa; Arthropoda; Insecta; Hymenoptera; Formicidae
Gene: Dhdds
Product: Dehydrodolichyl diphosphate synthase subunit
Biological process (GO): polyprenol biosynthetic process
Cellular component (GO): endoplasmic reticulum; dehydrodolichyl diphosphate synthase complex
Molecular function (GO): ditrans,polycis-polyprenyl diphosphate synthase [(2E,6E)-farnesyl diphosphate specific] activity
Source: RefSeq, a predicted model, not a curated record
CGAGUUUCUAUUUGUAUAACGUUCACUUUGCAUAAAUUAGUGAAGGGGAAGCGAUAUAGCAAGAUGGCAGUCGCGGAUGCAUCGGCUGAUGCCGGAUAAGAUCGCGUGCAUCACAUGUUCUUUGCAUACGUCACGUCGGACCCAUUAAAACACAUGACGCUUCAUUUAGUUCCGCUCGAUUUUCGUCGAGCAUGACACCGGGCAUCCCUAAUAUUUGGUUAGUUUCGGCGACCGGCGAUAAGGGAAAUGUCCGUCGAGAGUCGCCGUGAUAGUUGAUCCGGCUCAUGCAAUAGUACGAUAAGAGAGAUAACCUUGCAUGCACGCGAGUGUCGGAAAUGCAUUUUCGUUAAGAAGUACCUGACGAUUGCGAAAAAAUUGCGGAAAAAAGACGCAUCGUUGGACAACGAUAAGAAUAUCGGACGCAAUUAACGUGCAUAGAUAAAGCCGAUAAUUAAAAUGUUCGCGAAAACAAAGUGUAAAGUCACAAAUAAGUUUUCAGUCCUCGUACAAAGCAAGUUUGGCAGUCAGUUGUGAGCAAACUGUUUAUUUUUGUACAAUCGUCUAUGUAAGAUUGUUGAAACUACAAUGUCAUGGAUAAGAGAGCGCACGUUAAACUGGUUUCAAUCCUUAAUCUUAAAGAUUGUCAAGACCGGUCAAGUGCCGAGACACGUAGCAUUUAUAAUGGACGGUAAUAGACGUUAUGCGAAUAAGCAGAAAGUGGCGAAAGUAGAGGGGCACACAAGAGGAUUUAAUAAACUAGCAGAAACUUUAAGUUGGUGCAUGGACCUUGGUAUUACAGAAGUCACAGUUUAUGCUUUCAGUAUAGAGAACUUUAAACGUUCUAAAGAGGAAGUUGAUGGACUUAUGGAACUAGCCAAGCAAAAAUUUAAAAGGCUUUUAGAAGAAAAAGACAAACUGAUGGAACAUGGUGUAUGUAUUCGUGUGAUUGGUAAUUUAUCUUUACUUCCAGAAGAUAUGUGUAAAUUAAUCGCUGAAGCCAUGAUCAUGACUCAGGACAAUAAUAAAGCAUUUUUGAAUGUUGCUUUUGCUUAUACAUCAAAGGAUGAAAUUACUCAUGCAAUUAAAGAUAUAACAAAAGGUGUGAAGUACAAUGAAAUUUUACCGGAAGAUGUGAAUGAAGAUUUGAUUUCUAAUUGCUUGUAUACUUACAAAUCUCCAAAUCCAGAUUUGUUAAUUCGUACUUCAGGCGAACUUCGAAUCAGUGACUUCCUGAUGUGGCAAAUCUCUGAUGCUUGUGUCUAUUUUACCAAUGUAUUAUGGCCUGAAUUCAGUCUUUGGGAUUUUCUUAGUGCAAUUUUUUAUUAUCAGAAAUGUUAUCCUGAUUUACAAAGAAUUGCAAAAAUGCAAAAUUCAAAACCAAUCACGCACAAUAAUCGAGUAUCUAUGUAUAUUAAUAAAUUGCAUCAUGAACGUCAAGUUAUGAUUGAAAACAUGCAACUCUCAGCAGUUCAAUCAUGAAAACUAAAUAUUUAUCCAGUAAGUACUUAUAUUCCAAUUUCAAAAGUUUGGUUUCAUCGUUAAUGAAAUGUGCUGAAGAUUUAUUUACAUUUUACUUUAGAUCGAUUUUUUUCAAAUUUAUUAUUUCUAUCAAAAUUUGAUUUAUUUUCCAAAUUCAUGUUUAAAAUUUGUGUUAUGUUUUAUGAAUAAUAGCAAGAUUAGUCAAUGUUGUACAUGUUUAAGUUUACAAUUAUGUAGGAACUAGUUAAGCUAUUAGACGAAAGCAAAACACACACUUGCGAGAGCAUCACGAUAUAUACAUAUAUAUUGAAAUUUAUAGAAAUAUUCGUUCUAUUUUGAUAUGUUUUAUAGCGUUACAAACUCAGGGAAAUAAUUAUAAAUAAUACUUCCAAUUAUAUAAGGUGUUUUGGAAAACAAGUACAUGAGAUGCAAAAAUAAAUAAAUCCUUAAAAUAUAGAAACUAAACGAGAUCUGAAACUGAAAUGUUUGAAUUGGAACAAAUAUUAUUUCCGAAGCAUUUUUUUUGUUUUGUAUUUCCGUCAUACAGACAUGACAUGUAAAACAGAUGUAUUCAUAUAAUGAGCAAACUAGAUAAUAGCAGGAAGUUAAGAUACAUAUAAAUUAAGUGAUUGUCGAACAAUCUUGCCGUUAAAAAAGAAUCAUGAAUUAUGACAGCGAGUCGGAGUUUUAACAAGUAUUAUGAAUAUUCUAUUAUAAUAGGAUAUUUGUUUUCUGAUACAUAAUUAUAUGUAGGUAUUGAUAAAAUUUGCUUCCAUAAUGUGUCAUAUAUUAUAGUGUAUUUAUAUAUUUAUUCAUCUCUCUGUAUGUACAUUCCAUGCAUCGGUUUUCCAACUGUUUUCUUCACUGCAGCAUGCAUUUGGAGGAUUGUAAAAUAGAAUUGUAAAAUGGAUAUAUAAUAGGAGUAACAUAAAAUGUAUCAAAUAAAUUAUGUUAGUCGUAACAUUAACGUGCCGACUACAAAGAUAUAAAUAUAUGAAUAAGUUCUAUGCA